This is a messenger RNA of Porites lobata, 6922 nucleotides long. The record is from the annotation of a GenBank genome assembly. Lineage: Eukaryota; Metazoa; Cnidaria; Anthozoa; Scleractinia; Poritidae.
AUGGCUCGAUCGUCUUUGUUAUUUUUGUUGACCGUAAUCGCUCAGGCGGCUUUGCCCACCGAAGCCCUGGUCAGAAAUUGCACUGCUGGAUGCAAGUGCAAGGAGAUUGAAGGCGAAGAAAGAUCAGCGAACUGCACAAUAAGUAACCUCACAGAGCUGUCAAGAUUCAUUUUUCCUUCGCAAGUAAAGACACUGUGAGUAGACCAGCGCACCUAUGUCACAGAAAGAAAUAUUUGAUGGAAUCUACCAGGAAAUUAAUUUUCAGUGGACAAAAACCUUGUACCAGAAUAAUUUAAAGCAUAUUGCUUUCAAAUUUACAUUUUUAAAGGGCUAAAGAUGUAAUUAGUCAUCUGUGAUAACACGAAAGAAAAUUUCUUGUGGGAAUCCGAGAAAAUGAAUGUCAAAUUUCACAAAAUGACAUCUUUUACUUGAAUUUUUCAGAAUAUUCUCUGCAUUCAAUGGAUACACACACCGAUACAUUCACAAUUCUCGUGAAAUUUGAUAUUCAUUUUCUCGGACUCCCUUGCGAAAUUUUCUUUGGUGUUAUUACAGAUGACUAAUUACAUCUUUAGCCCUUCAAAAAUGUAAAACUGGGAAUGCAAUAUUCUUUAAAUUAUUCUGGUACAAAGUUUUUGUCCACUGAGAAUUAAAAUUACUCAAUUUCCUGGUGGAUUCCGUUUUAAAUGUUCUCUGAUCUGAUUUUAAGCUCAAUUGUAGUCUUAAAAAAAACCACCUCCUACGUAUAUCUUCUACGUAUUCCAACAUUUGAGAUAUGAACGGAUAUUUUGUUGUUGGUAGUUUGUUUGCUUGUUUGUUUGUUUUUUUCGUACACAUUCAAGAAAACACAGGAAAGCAAAUGGCAGCUUUCGGUGUAUCGUAGCUUCCGAACAUUUCGUGCGCGGUUUGUCGGCAAAUUUUACUUUAGAAAUUAAAAAAAAGCCGUGGUCAAAGUAGAGGAAACAUCAUCUUCUAAUUAACAAAUAAAAUUUUUUAUACACAAAAUGAUAUUUAGGCUAACCAAAUAUUCAAUAAGAACAGUUUUAAGGUUACACGAAACGAUUCGCAACGACCAUUUUUAGCGCAACACAGGGUUCAAAUGUUGAAACAGUAUUGCAGCCAUUCGAAACAAUGUAACAACAAUGUUGUAACGCUGUGUUGCGCUAAAAAUAGUCGUUGCUAAUCGUCCCAUGUAGCAUCCCCUUUAGCAUGGCCGCAUUGACAGAUGCUUUAUUGGAGCUGACAGUUUCACAGGCUACAAAAUGACAUGAAUAGCUCAACCAGACAAUUAUCAUUUUACUUUAAAUUAAAUUUUUAACCGGUUUAUUUUUCUUGUUAUUCAGGGUAAUCGCGUUAUCUAGUGAAAUGGGAAUUCUUCCCGAAGGAUCGUUUGUGAACUUCACUAAUCUUGUGAACUUGUAAGUAUUCUUAUUAAGUGUUAUUUAGUGAUCUACGGUAGUCUUAGACUUCCAACUUUCACUUAGGGAAGCUAGAUUUUUUUUGUAGGGUGCGGAAAGAGGAUGAGAGGGUAGCUGGGUAGGCGACCAUUAUCUUUCGAUAGGUGUACAAAGAUUGUCUACAGGCGUGGCCUUAGAAUCUGCACAAACCCAGUAGCGACACUAUUGAUCUCCUUUAUGAAACUGGAAAAUUUGGGAAGAGGAUAUCUAACUUGGCGACAGGGAUCUAUUUGGGUGGGGAUGUGCCGCUGGGACUGAAUUUUGCUACGCUAUACUAGAGUAAACUCCCCAAAUUCCCCUAUCCUAGAGUAGCUGUUUACCUAGUCUAGAUAAAAUCUUCAACCAACUGAUCAAAAAAUGGCGAAACAGGGAAACGAUACCCUUCACAGCGGCAAACCUAUAUAGCCCAUAUAUGACAAUAGAAAUCAACGAAACAACGACAGAAUAACCGGUGAAAUGAGGAAGUUUCACGUUGUAGUCGUGCAACGACAUAGCAAUGUACAAAAAAGUGUGAUGCUCGUGCAAAGUUGUUGUUUUGCCAAUCUAAACCUAUGGCUUUUUUUUGCCGUUCUCGUUAUCAUCGCAGUCAUCGUUGCUCAAGCUCUCCUUUAUCUAAUAUCUUCGACACUAUUUCAGGUGCGCAAAUGUACAGGUAGCCGCGCCUCUGCCAUUCGUUUCUGAAAAUAGGAGAACAGCGAUAGCUUGCCUAAUUUUGGGGGGCUUGAGAAAGCUGCUUCUUUGUUUACGCAAGCCGAACUUUUUGUGCACCCGCUUCCGAAGAAAAUGCCUCCAUUCUGUGCUAAACAGCAGCUCAUCCACUCACUCUGCCAACGAACAAUUUUGUACGCCUCGCGCGGAAACAAAAUUGUUUGAGAAUUUUCAGAGGUAGCUUAGUUUGUUCCAUAGCGUAAAAUUCCGAAAAUAAGCCCCUCCAAAUAUAAGCCCCCCAAACCGGUAACAGAAAAAACCCUCCGUUAAAUCGCCCCUCCAAAUAUAAGCCCCCUGGGGGAUUGUACUUGGAAAAUUGCCCCCAAAUACAAAGUAAAACAAGGCAAAAACGGUAAAUUUACUUCCAACUAUAAGGCUAGCCCUAUCGAUUUUGAAACGCAAAUUUCCCUCCGUAGAUAAGCCCCUUGGAAUAUAAGCCCCUUCAAAAAUAAGCCCCUCAAAAAGGGCCUUUGAAAAAUAUAAGCCCCGGGGCUUAUUUUCGGAAUUUUACGGUAUUUAAAGAUCCAGCUCAGGUUGGCGAAACGGGUGGGGCUUAUUUUUGAGGAAAAUAAUCUAAUCUGUUUUGUCAUAUGUCUAUGUUCUGAUAUUGUAGGAGUAUUUCUAACAGCAAUAUCAGAGAGAUCAAAGAUGGUGCGUUCUCAGGUCUCAACCUUUUACAGUACCUGUAAGUACAUUUACCAUGUUAAUCAAAAACACAAAUAAGGUGUUUUAUUAGGUGAUUUAUUACAUUUCCUUGUUCUUGAGAGAAUGACUAACGAACCUAAGCUAAUUAGCAAAGCUAAAGUUGUAAUCUAAGGUUAGGGCCUCUUUAUUUACAAGGAAACAGGGUUACCCUUUUGCUAGGGUUACCCUAGCAAGCAGGUUAAAGUUAGCUCUUGUUUACAACCAAAUUUCACGGGUAGGGUUACCUAUCACCCGCGUCAACUUUACAAGCUUUGUUGGCGCGUUUCGUCAUGCGUGUCAUUCUUUGUAACGGUUCAAAAUUUGAAAUAAUAUUGCAGUUUUUUACGGAAAACACGUUAAAUUCUCGAAAAAAAGGGAAAAAUAAUAUUAUCAUCGUCGACAGAACAUAACUUUUAUUUUUUAGAUGUUUAUAAUUAAUCUCAAAAAUUGGAUAAUACCGUUCAAAUUGGCACGAUUUAAUACUGGUCACGCAUGAUCGCGGAAAGUUGACCCUGGUAGGCGAGUUAUCCCUAGCUGAGCGUUUACAAGGCCGGUAGGGUAACCUUAGCACUCAGUUAGGGUUACCCUAGCGCUAGGGUAACCCUACCUGCCUUGUAAACACGUCGUGUGAAAAAAGAAGAAAUAUGUGAGUGCUCUGGGUAACUUGCUUGCUAGGGUAAACCCUAGCACCAGGGUUACCCUUCCUCCUUGUAAAGAGGGUCUUAAUCUGAAGGGGACUAUCAAGCCACGAGGGUGGUUACACUUGUCGUUGUAGGGCUCCCCUUUGUAUCCAAGAGCAAACGAAUACUACCCACCUACCCCUCCCUUAGGCCAACAUCAACACUUACUUCUCAUGCGUGAUCGUGAUUAGAUCCUUUAUUAGUAUCCGGUCCUUCUUUUUUGUACGCUGGUCUUUGCUUCAAAAAUUGAAUUAAGGGAGGGGUAGGUGGGCACCGAGCGAACGUUUAACCCUCGGACGUACAAGGAGGGGGGGCGGGGUGGAUGCCACCCCCCCAUAAGGUUUUUCUGAGUCUUUUCCUAGAGGAUAAAACAUCAGAACCUGACGUUUUCAGUAGUUGUUCGUUCAUCCCUCGCGAAUAUUUUUAGACAAGUUCAGUGAUGGUGAGUUGCUGUGGUUACGAGAUAUGACGUCAUAAGUAGCGGGUGGUCAAGCUAUUUUUGAGUGAAAGUACCUGUUUUUUCAGCUUAUUUGAACAAUAAAAGUAAAUCUUGUGGCUAAAAUCAUGCAAAGUGCUUAUUUAUGUGUUAUUUCUCAUGUAAAGCACAAAACAUUACCAUUUCUCGCGGUUUUAACCUGAUUUCUAAUUCUUGGUAAAAUCCAAGAUGACGGCCAAGAUGGCGACCGUUGUUGGUGACGUCACAGUUCUCCAGCAGCGCCACCACCGAUAAAAUAUACCUGAUCUUGUUAAGAAGAUCAAAGGCUUCGAUUGAGAAAUAUUAGCAUUGAGUAAUUGCUCCCUAUAUCUCCCGCUUCUGCUCUCAAAACUCCCACUCCUUCCUCUCCUUUUUCUCCCGUACUUCGCUGCUCCCUGUUCUCUCAUACCCACAACCCCUGUCCUCUUUCACGACUAAGAAAAUUGCCCGCGAUGUGCAGGUGACCGUAUCGUAAGGGUUCUCUUUUGGGAUUUCGGACGAAACGAAAAUUAGAGAGCACGGGUAGUUUCGGCGGGAAGGGGGAGGGAGAAGGAAGGGGCGUCCUUGACUAGUCUUCCUCAGCGGCAUACUUACAGGCUAUAGAGUUGUCGUAAAGGGAUGUUUGUAAUCAACAGUACAUACCAACAACAAGAGAGACAAUCAAUAUUUACGGUAUCUCUACGUUAAAAUGCUCUUCGAGUGAUGUGUUUACAUAACAAAUUUUAAGAGAAACUACACUAAAGCUAGCUAAGAAUAUACGCAUGUAUAUACCCAAAGAAGCUAUGUAAAGCAACCCCCAAGUCGCACCGCACAUUGAGUUCUAUUGCACGGAUGGUUUGUAAUCAUUUCGUUCUCUUAUCCGCAGAGACCUUUCUGCAAAUCAACUCACUAGCUGGGAAGAAAGUUUUUCGAGUGGCUCGGAGCUUUCGUCUUUGACGUGUCUGGAUAUAUCAAGCAAUCCAACCACAUUUAAACUACCGACCGCUAUACUUAAACUGUCCAGCCUCAAGGAGAUUCACGGUGCAUUCUUGAACCAACCGUGCUCGGUUUGUACGCUUAUCAGGAAUUACACCUGGCAAAGAGAGGAAACGAGUUCGAACAUGGAGAAAUUUAACAUCACUGCAUCAGACCUGAGAAACGAAACAUUUAGGAAGGGCAAAAAGGAAAAUUGUCAGGUCAACGAAAUUGAAAUAUUAAGCAAGGAGGUGGUUGAAUACGCGCAGUAUGGUUUUUUUCCAACGUGUUUGGAAACGAAGAAGGAAUGUUACGACAGUGUUAUUCACGUCACACCCAUUCACAGGUGCUGGGACAAUAGUAAUAAAUAUUUGAAUGCGGUUUUCUUCAUUGCGCCGAUUGCUUUCCUUCUAAACUUAACGGUGGUUUUAAUCACGUUAACUACUCGAGCAUUACGGAGAAAUGUCACCAUGUUUUUGACCUGCAAUAUGGCUUUUAGUGACUCCAUCCUCAGUCUAUAUGCGAUCAUAUUGAUCUCAACGAGACAAAAGUCGUAUGUGGACUUCUUGAUGAUCCAGCAUGGCAUGUGUAAUAUAAUCGGAUUCAUGUGGCUUACCUGCCAAAUAGUCAGCAUCAAGACCUCCUUAGUCCUGACCGUAGAACGCUUUUUAGCCGUGGUAUAUUGCAUGGAGCCCACGAUUCGUAUAACUCGCAAACUAGCGGUGGCCCUUGCAGUGCUAAUAUGGAUUUUGGGCGUGGCUGUUGCUAUCUUACCCGUACUAAAAAUAUCUGUGUACUAUGGCAACACAUACUGCAUUCCAAUUCGUCCACUCAAAGACAUACCGCACUCCUAUGAGCUGAGUAUAGGGUUGUCGCUAUGGGGAAUGCUUAUAUACUGCACGACAAUACCCUUCUAUGUGAAAAUCUUCCUCGCUGUGAAGAAAACUAGCAGGAGAGCCGGUGUAAAAAGAGAUGGUACUCUGGCUAAAAGAAUAUGCAUUUUGGUGUUUAGCAAUAUGUUAUUUUUCUUCAUUCCAAUUGUGAUUGCAUUUCUCUGGCUUACGACUAACCUCAAGGACACAAUGUCGCCAAAGAAACGAGAAAUUCUUACGGGAGUUAUUCCAACACUACUCUUCAGCCUCAACUCCCUCAUAAAUCCGUUGCUUUACGCUUUCAGGUCGGAAAAGUUCCAAAAAGCGAUCAAAAUCAGGAUAUACACAAUUUUCUUGAGGAAGCCCAGGAGUUCUUCCUUGUCAAUGUCUUUAUCUCAUCUAGCGACUGUAAGAACUAAAAGAAAUCGCAAUUCCACUUUACCAUCGUCUGCAGAUACGUUAAACUCUGCUUAUACCAUAGCCCGAAGGACACCUCCCACGCCGAAAAGGGAGUCAUUAAACGGGGAUGCAAUGGCCUUGACAAAAGUCUAAAGUUAUAAUGUAUUAGGAUCAGCAAAUGGCUUCCGUCGGCUGAAGCAAACGAAAAGCAGAAGUGGCUGUCUGAGUGGAACACGAAACGGCAGUGAAAUGUCACUCUUCCUGAAAUUAAAAUGUGUAUGCACUACCUCAUUCUCUCUUGAUACUGCUUAGAAAACAGAAGACUGAAGAUCAUGUAAUAACCUCUGUCAAACCAAAUUCAGAUACUUCAUGCAAUGCCAGUGGCGGACUUUCCCCAGAUGGAGGGGUUGUCCGGGUUCCCCUUUUUUCGCCCAUUAACAAGUUUUUUUAGUGAUUUUUAUACGACUGAGUGAUUUGAAAUUGAAUCGCUAACAACAAGUAUCACUUAUAAGAUGUUUCUUAUAAUUAAUUGUUUAUUACUAGACGAGAAAGACAAACAAUGGAGGAAAUAAUUAUCUCGUUCCAACAUGGUGUACAAAAGAGAGGGAGAGAGAGAGAGAGAGAGAGCUGCACAGGCUACUAAUUAAUAGAUCGGUUUUAUAAUUUGACUAUUUCCUUUUAAAAGAGUAUGAAAAU